Messenger RNA from Serpula lacrymans var. lacrymans S7.9, 1190 nucleotides. RefSeq lists its product as uncharacterized. Gene Ontology annotation, biological process: translational initiation. The record is from RefSeq and is a predicted model, not a curated record. The transcript is spliced from 5 exons. Gene Ontology annotation, molecular function: RNA 7-methylguanosine cap binding; translation initiation factor activity. Lineage: Eukaryota; Fungi; Basidiomycota; Agaricomycetes; Boletales; Serpulaceae. Gene Ontology annotation, cellular component: eukaryotic translation initiation factor 4F complex. The coding region runs from base 71 to 985 and encodes 304 amino acids.
GGAUCUGUAACCCUUACGAAGAAUACGCAGAAUUUCUCUUAGACUUCAAGUUGUUUCUCGUCAUUUGUUCAUGCCGCUAUCAUCUCUACCCGCGCCUGCUUUACAGGCGUCCAGGGCAGCGCUUUCAUCUGCACUUGCCGACCAAGGCGGCCCCAAUGAACAAAUCAUUACUCAGUCUACAAUCCACGAGUCUGGCGAUAAUCCAGAAGUCGACAUGCAAGCGCAAGCAGAAGGUAUUCGUACUGUCUUCAGCGAUCCCACCAACUUCAACGUAAAGCAUCCACUUUACUCUCCUUGGACUCUAUGGUUUGACUCUCCUGCGACCAAAGGUCGUAAUCUACCACAGACUCCUAUAUCCUCUUUCCCUCAGACGCCUAUCCCCCAAACACCAAGCGUUGCUGCUGCUCAGGGUUGGAUGGAAGAUAUUAAGAGGGUUAUCAGCUUUGACAGUGUAGAAGAGUUUUGGGGAUUGUACAACAAUAUUGUCCCGCCUUCACAUUUGCCCCAGAAAGCGAACUACUAUCUUUUCAAGGAAGGUAUAAUACCGGCUUGGGAAGACGAUGCAAACAAGAACGGAGGAAAGUGGAGCAUUCAGCUACCUAAAGAUAAGAAUCGUAAUAACAUUGACAAGAUGUGGUUAUAUACUAUGCUAGCUGCAAUUGGCGAAACUUUCGACCCGCAUCUUGCACAUGGGUGCCCCGGAGACUCGUCGUACACUCAGUCUUUGAUAACAGGUGUAAUUGUCUCUACUCGACCUCAAUUUUAUAGACUAUCGAUCUGGACUAGAUUAGCUCCGACUGGAGGUGGAGAGGACGACGAGAGGUUGCGUGAACGUAUCGAGACUGUUGGAAAGCAUUUCAAGACGAGCGUGCUCGGCUAUUCAGAAGGUCAAAAAUUAGCUGGUCCUCUAUCGACUGAAGUGGAGUUUCUGUCACACAAGGAUUCGGAGAAAAAGGGCAAGGUUGCAAAGAAGCUCAUUGUCUGAAUCGGCUGCGGUACAUUGACUCGUGCUGCCAAUAAUCUCAAAAUAUACUAGUUCAACAGACUGUGUGCUUUUCUAGUCUAAAGCCGAGAUGAUUCAAAGGAGUUAAUUGCGUCCGAAAAAUCGCUAUUCGAGGCCUCCAUCAGGAAAUUGGUGAAGGUAUGAUAAGUGUAUAUGCCCUUAAAUAGCACUACAGUUGUGGACAGAC